UGACACCAAUGAUUGUGCUGAUAUUCUAUGACGAUUAGUGGUGUCCCUCAUGGUAUAAAUUGUUGACUGCUGUCACAUUUGAACUUCAAUCUGAAAGACCCAUAAUGGCUUUUCUUAUUUUUGUCUCAGUUCUCCUCCUCUCCUCAGCAUUUGCCGAUUCUGGUCUGAUCCCAAAUGAUACUCUUGAUGAUGAAGACGUCUAUUUUUACAAGCAGGUAGAACUGGGUAUUCAGUGUAAGGUGUGCACCAUGGUUGUGAAAAAAGUGGAGAAACUCAUACCUGAUGAUGCCAAUAAGGAUGACCUUAUUAAUCAGCUGCACAUUGUGUGCAGCAAGAUUAUUUUUUUUCAAUCUACAUGCAAGAAAUUUGUGUCCAAGUAUACUGAGAAACUUGUUGAGGAAUUUAAGAAGAAGUCGGACCCAACACAAAUUUGUAGAGACAUUGGAAUGUGCAAGGGAAUCCUACAAGAGAUUUGAUUUACUUACAGGAAAUGUAGACGGUCCGAGCCUGGAGUCCUCACAUACAGGGCACUUUUGAUUCAAUAAAGCUUGCAAAAUUCA
Acipenser ruthenus (sterlet) is the source of this 560-nucleotide messenger RNA. RefSeq names its product antimicrobial peptide NK-lysin-like. NCBI's taxonomy places the organism in Eukaryota, Metazoa, Chordata, Actinopteri, Acipenseriformes, Acipenseridae. Gene Ontology annotation, biological process: killing of cells of another organism; antimicrobial humoral immune response mediated by antimicrobial peptide; lipid metabolic process. The transcript has 5 exons. The record is from RefSeq and is a predicted model, not a curated record. Gene Ontology annotation, cellular component: cytolytic granule. The coding region runs from base 105 to 476 and encodes 123 amino acids.